UUUUUUUUUUCCUAUCAAUCUUUGCGCUAGGUCUUUCCUUGAUCGUUUCAUAUUCUUGGUUGUCCUUUUGCCUGACUCGUGUCAUCUUCCAGUUAACUCGUAGCCGACAUAACGAAUCGCGUUCGACCCUAUCUCUAAACCGUUUCGACAUCGCGUUGUCGAAUUUCUAGCCAUGACCGCUAAGGCAGCAAGCAAUGGUGCCGCCACCGUCGCACCGGCAACGUCUGCCACUAAACGUUUCGAGCUUCCGGCCCUGGAAUUCAAAUUCGGCUCUUUAACAGACGGAACCGAUAUCCCCCCACCGUUGCCAUCUCCAAAAGAAGAGGUUCCGACGCCACCGAGAACACCCCUCCCAGAAGAAGUCGAGAAGAAGCAGGAAGCAAAUGGCACCGCCAAUGGUCAUGGUACAUCCCCUAACAAGCCUGAAAUUAGCCACAUCCCAGCCCUCGUCGGCAUAAAGCGCCCAGCAGAUGAUGGUCCCGCAUCGCCGACGCUGUCAAGCCGUGGAAGCCUGAGGCGCCUAUUGAGUAGAACAUUACUGAACAACGCUUACGAUGAACAAGGAUCAAUUCUUAGCCAAGGGAACUCCAGACCUCCGAGUCGGACGGCGAGUACUAUCGUGGAGGAGAGAAAGUCAAAACGUACCAGCGGUUGGUUUAGACGGUUACGGUCCAAUGAGACCGCCGCCAAGAGGACCAGUCAAAACUUCGAUGAGGAAGCAAAGAAACCGCUUGGUCCACCACCACCGAUGAUUCCGGAAUUGAGUGCUCUCGAGACCAAAGUCGAUACCCAUCUAGGGGACGAUCUAUUUAAAGGGAUCAAAUAAAGCUCAAAUUCACGAGACAAAUUGGGAAACGACUUAUCCCAUUUAUGGCCAUGUUCUUGGUUGCCCGCUUCGGCAUUUCAUGGGCCUUGGAUACUAACUUCAAAAAAUUAAGCUGCUAUAUUCCUACAGCAAAGUUAAUAUUUCACCAUUGAUACGACGAUUAUUUCGAGGCGGGGAAAAGGAGGCGUUGCUUUAAGAAAAAGCUUUUUGGGGUGGAACAUUAGAUACCCAGCUCUUACACGAGCUCAUUCAUCGACAUUACUUGUCAAAUUCUUUUCCAUCG
Hypoxylon trugodes is the source of this 1109-nucleotide messenger RNA. RefSeq lists its product as uncharacterized. NCBI's taxonomy places the organism in Eukaryota, Fungi, Ascomycota, Sordariomycetes, Xylariales, Hypoxylaceae. The transcript has a single exon. The record is from RefSeq and is a predicted model, not a curated record. The coding region runs from base 173 to 826 and encodes 217 amino acids.